Fusarium subglutinans is the source of this 1002-nucleotide messenger RNA. RefSeq lists its product as uncharacterized. Lineage: Eukaryota; Fungi; Ascomycota; Sordariomycetes; Hypocreales; Nectriaceae. The record is from RefSeq and is a predicted model, not a curated record. Bases 1 to 1002 code for a protein of 333 amino acids. The transcript is spliced from 6 exons.
AUGCCUUCACAGAUCAAUAUCUACCAACAGCCUUCAUAUAGUUACUCUUCCCCUGAAACCAUAUCCUCGAACGCACGAUUCCCUCAUGACCAAACUUCCUUCCAAAAUACCGACUUUCGACCGCUCAUUCUCCCUCAGACUGCUUUUGGAGCAGGGGAGCCCUUCUUACGAGGUUAUAGUUCUGAGAUCAGUAAACAUGGAAUCUCACGCGAUCAAUUCCUGCGAGUCGUGGAUGAGAUCAAUGUCACCCGCACGCCCAACCCAGAAGUACAAUUAUUUCAAAUGGGUGCUGGCAUCGCUGGGUGGUUCGUACCAGGCGUUGCCAGUAUUGGGCUUAUCGCAGGUCAGGUCGGCAUUGGUGUUGCUACAGCGGUCGGCCAUGCAUCAAUAGUUUCCAAAGCAUUAUCCAAGGCCAAUAUGGAGCUAUUCGCCCCCAAUGGACUCGAGAUAUGUAUUAUCAAGACCCAAGACCUUGACACGGAAUUGGGCAUCUCCUCCCAUGGCAUACCAGACGUGCCCUAUAACAUGCCACCAGUCGAUAGACUAAGCAUUUAUGGACCACAGGUUGCCUUUGUAAAUGAGAUCCUACCAGAUAAAUCAGACAUGGGACGACAAGACCCCCUCGCCAAGGCUGGUCGAGCACUUAACAAAAGGUCAAAUAAGAGGAAGGCCCAAGAUGCUCAGGAGAAGCUAGAUAAAGGCGAAAGAAAGGACAAGGGAAAAAGACGGCUUUUUAAGUCAUAUGAUGACAUUGAAUGGGCCCCAAAAGCCUUGAUCAACACACUCGUUUUCAUCGGUGUCAUCUCUGCUGCUGCCAUUCCCGACACAAAGGUCCGUAAGCUUACUGAAUACUCGUCCAAUACCACAGAUGGCUCACUCACUGACCAAAAAAUAGCUGGCAGUGCACUCACAACUACCCUACCGGAACUGGUAGAGGUCCCUUUGGGCGUCCUAUUGGAUGUUGCGUUGCGGCAGGCUGCUGCUACGCAUGUUGUUGUAUAA